GAUCUUGGCCACUGAUGGUUGAUCAGACGGCCCAAGUUACAGCAGCAUGCUGUACAGACUGCCAAGCCAUGCACCGUGGCGUGGGCGCGUGGCUAUAUAGGAGGCGCGCACGCGGCUCUCUUUACCCUCGCGUUCGUGCUGUGCAAAAACCUCUUCCUCUGCUUUCCUCUGUUUCCUCGCUCGGCCAUGGUUGUCCUCGCCAAGGGUGAGCUCGAGCAGAUCGCCCUCCCCGCGGCGCAGCCGCCGGUGGCCGACGUGCGGUCGGUGGACCUGUCCGCGCCGGCGGGCCCCGCGCGCGAGGCCGCGGCGCGCGCGCUGGUGGCGGCGUGCGAGGAGCACGGGUUCUUCCGGGUGACGGGCCACGGCGUGCCGGCGGAGCUCGUGCGCGCCGCGGAAGCCGCGGCGUCCGGAUUCUUCGCGCGGCCGCAGGGCGAGAAGGAGGAGGAGGCCCCGACGCUCGGGUACGGCAGCAAGCGUGUCGGCGGCAACGGCGACAUCGGGUGGGUCGAGUACCUCCUGCUCGGCGUCACCCCAGCCGGCGCCGUGCCCGUCGCCUCCGCGUCCUCCUCGACAUUGCCGUGCGCCGCGGCUGCCGCCGCCGCCGCCGCCGCCUCCUCGUCGUCGUCCACGCCGGCUGGCCCUUUACGGGAUCUCCUGGACGAGUACACGGUGGCGGUGCGGCGGAUGGCGAGCGCGGUGCUGGAUCUGAUGGCGGAGGGGCUGGGCCUCGCCGGCGGCGGCGAGGUGGGGGCGCUGGCGCGGCUGGUGACGCGCGCGGACAGCGACUGCGUGCUGCGGGUGAACCACUACCCGCCGCGCCCCGCGGCGGCGGGUGCGCCCAGCCUGACGGGGUUCGGCGAGCACACCGACCCGCAGAUCAUCUCCGUGCUCCGCUCCAACGGCACCUCCGGCCUGGAGAUCGCGCUGCGGGGCGGCGCCUGGGCCUCCGUCCCGCCCGACGGGGACGCCUUCUUCGUCAACGUCGGCGACACCCUGCAGGUGCUGACGAACGGGAGGUUCAGGAGCGUGAGGCACCGGGUGGUGGUGAACAGCGAGCGGUCCAGGGUGUCGAUGAUCUUCUUCGGCGGGCCGCCGCCCGGCGAGAGGCUGGCGCCGCUGCCGCAGCUCCUCGGGGACGGCGGCCGGAGCCGGUACCGGGAAUUCACCUGGGCGGAGUUCAAGAACAGCGGGUGCAGGACUAGGCUCGCGGAGGACCGCCUCUCCCGCUUCGAGAACUAGCCAGCCACUACUAGAUCGAAUCAAGCUGCACAGCUAGGCUACCUAAGCUAGCUAGUAGGACCUUGUAUUAUGCUUCUGUAUGCCAUGCUCUGUUGCUUGUGGCCCAAGUACGUGUUGAUACAAGUGUAUGCACGUAUAUAUACGGUGCACAGGUAUAUAUACCAUCUAGUAUUAGUA
Molecule: messenger RNA, 1416 nt
Organism: Panicum hallii
Lineage: Eukaryota; Viridiplantae; Streptophyta; Magnoliopsida; Poales; Poaceae
Product: gibberellin 2-beta-dioxygenase 3-like
Exons: 3
Coding region: 187-1239 (350 amino acids)
Biological process (GO): gibberellin catabolic process; response to light stimulus
Source: RefSeq, a predicted model, not a curated record